GCAGUCUGGGUAAUAAAUGGUUUGUGUUUUGGGCAAAGAAAGCACAGAUGGUCGCCUUUCCCUGUGGACGAAUGAGCUUCAAAACACUAUGUGUGUAGCGUAAUUUUUAUUCAUACUUGACUGUGCGCUUUUAAAUUUCGCCUGUUUAAAUAAGAAACGUCAUAAACCUGUGAAUUUACUAUUUAUUGCCUUUAGACUUAUGUGCAAUUAGAAGCGGCUACGAUGCUAAUUUAGCAUUCCAAAUGGUCAGAAAUACACUUCAGUAAACUAAAGCUGCUGUUAUAUUAGCGCUUCAUGAAGCAACCCGUUUAAUAAACAAACCAUGUCUUAAAUGCUGAUAUGAAUAAUAUUUAUCUUCCUUAAGUGAGUAAAAUUGUAAGCGAGACUCUGUGUGCAACCGCAGCGCUAGUUUUAUUGAUUGCUUGAUCGAGAAGCAGCAGUAGAGAGAAGGGGAAAAGAUGGACGAAAGUGCCGAAAAUGUUGACAACGACGACAUUGUCAUUAUCGUGGAAAACGAGGCGGAAAGUUUGCCGGCAGGAGAAGAGAGGCUGAAGCAGCAAGGCACCUUCGGGCUCAUGGACACUUGUCCCAUCUGCAAGUUGAGCUUCCACAACAGAGAGCCCAAGCUGCUGCCGUGUCUCCACUCCUUCUGUAAGAGGUGUCUGCCUGCCCCCUUCAGGAGCGCAGACCCCAGGCGGGACUCGCACGUUGACAGCAGCAAACAAUUGGGUGCUAUUCGAUGUCCAGUAUGCAGACAGGAAUGCUGGGAGAUGGACGUAUUAGACAAUUUCUUUGUCAAGGACUCCGCUGAGGUGCCAAGCAGCACCGUGGAGAAAACCAGCCAGGUGUGCAUGAGCUGUGACGACAACACAGAGGCAACAGGUUACUGUGUGGAGUGUGUGGAGUUCCUGUGUGUGACGUGCAUCGAGGCGCACCAAAGAGUCAAGUUCACCAGAGACCACACCAUACGUCAGAAGGAGGAGAUGUCUCCAGAAGCUUUAGGAAUAUCCACACAGAAGCCCGUUUUUUGCGACAUCCACAAGCAGGAGCCACUGAAGCUGUUUUGUGAAACGUGCGACCGACUCACCUGUAGAGACUGUCAGCUUCUUAAACACAAGGAUCACAACUACCAGUUUUUGGAGGAUGCUUACAGAAACCACCGGCAAUAUCUGGAGAACAUGACGCAGCAGUUGCAAGAGAAAAGAAAGGCCAUCGAGGACGUGUCCAGCUGUAUCAACUCUGGGCUGCAGCAAGUUGAAGAGAAUCGAAAAGCUGUAACCAAUGAAAUAAAGAAGUCCAUCUGCAACCUGAUCAUGGAGAUCAACAGGAAGGGAAAGAUUCUCGUAAACCAACUCGAGGCUUUGACUAAGGACCAUGAAAUGGGUUUAAAAAAGCAGCAGGAAGACGUCAACUCUCUGAGCAGACACCUGGAUCAUGUCAUCAGCUUCACCAAAUGGGCUACGGCUAGUCACAGUGGAACAGCUCUCCUGUACUGCAAGAGACUGAUCCUGUAUCAGAUCCAUUACCUGAUGAGAGCGAGCUGCAGCCCUUCCAUCGUUCCUCAGAGUUCCGUUCGUUUCCAAUGUCGUUCGGGUUUUUGGGCCACAAACGUAGAUCUUGGUUCUCUGGUGGUGGAAAGAGGUCCAGGGAGGCCCCCCAUCGCCAACCACCAGACUGGUCCCAGACCAGAAGCACCUCCUGGAGGUCUGUCAGCCUCAGCACAGCAGCGACAAAGUACACUGGCUCAGCUCCAGAUGCAGGUUGACAAGCUUUCCCAGCAGCCCCACAGGCAGCCUCCUCCCAGCCACUGGUCCUGGUACCAGAACGUGAGACUCCCAGGACCUCCAGGACCUCCAGGACCUCCCGGACCUCCCGGCCCUCCGCCCCCAACCAGACCCAUCCAUGGAGGCUCCUCGCCCUCCCAAGGUCCCCACAGCUUGGCUCAGCCGGGACGGAGAUAUGGAGGCUCCCACUCCAACCCAAGAAGCCCCACGUCGUCUAUGCUUCACAACACAGGCUUCCAGGCUGCACAGUCUCUGAGAGACCUGAUCAACAGCUCUGGUUUCCCUCCUAAACCUGUGGAUAUGUCGCAGGGUCAUUCACGCUUCCCCCAACCUCUAACCGUCGGAGCAGCCACACAGACGUCACUACAUCAGAGAUGCAUGCCAGAGUCGUCCUUCCUGAAGAGAAGCGAACCCGGCGGGUCUCUGCCCUCCAUCACCAUCUCUGUCCCCAAACCCGGCUUCGCACCGAGUCUGACCUCGGCAGCCGCAGACAAAACAAGCGCUCUCAAUCAUGCAGCAGUUCAAGCAAGACAGAACUCACCGAUGGCCAAGCCGUCCUCCACAGACAGGAGCACAGGGACGACAACUUGGAAACAGGCUUCGGAGCCGCCAUCCGCCCCCACAGCUAAACGAAGAAGAAGGUCGUCCCCAGGACCCGUUAUCGUCAUCAAGGACGAACCGGAGGAUGAGGAUGAAGUUCACUUUGUGCAGUCCAGUGUCGGGUCCAGCCUGCCGGACAGCAGCACUGGGACUCAGUCGAAGCCCAGGCAGCAACAGAAAAGUUCUGCACCAGCUCCAGCUCCUACAUCAGACUCCAAUGACCAGCGUCCUCAGCCACCAUCGCAGCCAGAGUCUGAAAAGAGAGCGGAGGCGGAAGAAGAUCCUAACGAGGAUUGGUGCGCCGUCUGUCAGAACGGAGGGGAGCUGCUCUGCUGUGACAAAUGUCCCAAAGUUUUCCAUCUGGCCUGCCACAUCCCCACUCUGAAUGAGUCCCCCAGUGGCGAGUGGUUCUGUUCGUUCUGUCGAGACCUCGUCGCUCCUGAGAUGGAGUACGACUGUGACAGCAAAGACGCUCCAGUCUCUGAAGAGUUCCCACCUGUUGACAGACGGAGGUGUGAGAGGCUGCUUCUGCGUCUGUUCUGUAAUGAUUUCAGCACUGACUUCCAGGCGCCUGCUUCUCCAUCGGAGACAAGAAGGUACAAAGAACUGAUAAAGACUCCGAUGGAUUUGUCGAUUGUGAAGAAGAAGCUGGAGUCAAAGUCAAAAGAUGGUGAACAUUAUGAUAAUACAGAGGGGUUUGUCACUGACGUCAGGCUUAUAUUUUUCAACUGUGCAAAGUACUAUAAGGCGACCUCGGAGGUUGGGAGCGCCGGCUUGUACCUGGAGGACUAUUUUGAAGAGCAGCUGAAGCUCAUCUACCCAGACAAGGCCUUCCCCGGAGGCAGGGAGGAGCAGAUGAUCCCUCCACUAGAAGAUGAGAUAGACGAAGAAGAAGAGAUGAUGGAGGAAGGUUUGGCACCUGUUGAAGAUGAGAAGCCACAAAGCCCAGCAGGAGAAGGAAUCCCUCCAGUGGAAGAGGACUUGGCUCCUCUGGAAGAAGCCACAGCCCCGGCAGAGGAGGAAAAACCGGAAAAGGAGUCGACUGAAACGAGCGAAAAGGAGACGGGUGAAGCAGCAGCGGCCAGAGAUGGAGGUAAUCCUCCUGCAGAAGAGGAGGUGAAGCAGGAUGAGAUCACUCCUCCUAAAGUGGUGGAAAUCUGCCCGGCUGCUGAGAGCGAAACAAAAGACGGUAAAACUUGCAGCUCACUGAAAAAGGAGAAUCCUCAGCUGCCUCCUGAAAAACCUGCAGAUCCGCCUGAAGCUCAGGAGGAGAAACCAGCUCCUGCAGAAACAGCCAAAGAAGAGGAGGGAUAAAUAGAUCAAACCAGAAUGGAAGAGAAACUGUAAAAAAAAGAUCUCAGUCUUCCACAGAAAUGGCCCCAGUGGGGACCGACAUUUGCUGCAACCAGAUAGUUUUUGUACUGUUAUUUGCAAUAGGAAAAGAGGUUCCUGCUGGACUGAAUAGUAGCGGUUUUUGCUGUAGAUGCACAACGAAGGGAGUAAAAAAAAAAAUCUCUUUAUGUGUUUUUGCUGGACAGAGGCUUUACUGUUAUUGUAACAUAAAACGGUUAUUUUCUGUGAUGAUGACACCGAAAAGCACACAAGGUAUUCUUUGUUGUUAUCAUCACUUAUCUUGCUUAUGCCUUGUAUAUAUUAAUCCUGCAAAUUUAAAGCACAAAUGCUGCUGUCAAAAUAUGAAUUUUGGAUUAGAAAUGCAUGCAAGAUGUCUUAAUAUAAAUAACAAUGCCUCCAUUUUAGUGUUUUUGCUCACUUGUUCUAGCCGUUUGGCCCAUAGAAAGAUUGUUUUAUUGCAGUAGUAGUAUUUUUUAUUAUUUUAUUAUCUCAUUAAUGCUGUGUAGUUGGCAGAUAUGGACGCUGUAGUUUCUGUACAGGAGGAACACGUAUGUCAGUGCAACUUUGAUUUCAACAAUCUCUUAAAAUAAUCGGACGUUUGAAACUGCGCUGCUUUAAUUGUUUUCCUCUAUUCUGUGUUGCCACGAUCCCAGCAAACACUGUUUUAUCACAGAGCAGCCCCCGUGUUUUUGUCAGGAGAGCAGCUCUUCAAAUUUUAUUGACUCUACCGUUAUCAGCCGUAGAUAAUUCCGAGACAUGAUGAUCACUUUCUCAUCAGCUUCUGUUUUCCAGAGUGUGUCCUUGCUGCUCUGCGUCAUGAUUACUCUUACAUAAGGUUUAGACUAAAACCUUAUCGUUGCGGUUCUCACUGAUGUAACGAAAGUGCAAGAAAUCACACACGUUUGGCACAUUUUUGACAUUUACAUCACUUAAGAUGAGAGUGACUCCAGAACAGACAUUAAUACUUUGUCCCAUGUUGUCACUUUAAUACUAAUCGAGAACAAAACCUGUACAUUUAUUCUAGAUUUACUCUCUAUGAUGGUGAGCAGAAAAAAUACCUGCUUUUACAAUAUUUGUAAUAAACAGGAUUACAUGUAAAUGCGAUGUGUGCUAUGCUUUUUCUGUUUAAAAA
Amphiprion ocellaris (clown anemonefish) is the source of this 4869-nucleotide messenger RNA. RefSeq names its product tripartite motif containing 24 (gene trim24). NCBI's taxonomy places the organism in Eukaryota, Metazoa, Chordata, Actinopteri, Pomacentridae. Bases 459 to 3698 code for a protein of 1079 amino acids. Gene Ontology annotation, molecular function: zinc ion binding; protein binding. The record is from RefSeq and is a predicted model, not a curated record. The transcript has 19 exons.